GUUGACCGAUACUCCUCGAAUAGCGCUGUCAUCGGUUUUUCAUGAAAUUUUUAUUUCCUAGAAUAUUAAUGUUAUAAUACGUUACAAAAAAUAAAAAUAUAUUUACCUAAAAUCAUGGGAGUUCAAAAUCAGUAGCUUUUUAUAAUUUAAAAUGCAAUUUUUUAAAUUAACGAUUGAGUCAUAAAAGUUACUUUUAUUUGUAACUUUGAAAACGUUGCUCCACAUGUGUUUGUUUGUCAACAAAUGAUUAUUUGAAAGAGAAAGUUUAUUUCUGUAGUUUCGUCGCAAAAAUUAGUUCGUUAUAACUAAUUAUUAUUUUAUUAAUAAAUAAAUUGAAUCAUGGAAGUUAAUGUGCAUUUUAGUGGUGGUCUAGAAAUUUUAUUCAGCAAUCAAAAGAAACAUAAAGUUGUUCUUCCUAGUAUCAGCGAAAAGUGGAAUAUAAAAUCUCUUAUAGAAUGGCUAAAAAAUAACUUAUUAAAAGAAAGACCAGAGUUAUUUACUCAAGGAGACACUGUACGUCCUGGAAUUCUUGUUCUGGUAAAUGAUUCUGAUUGGGAACUAUUGGGUGAACUUGAAUAUGAAAUCCAACCAAAUGACACAGUUCUUUUCAUUUCAACUUUACACGGUGGCUAACUACUUAAAUAUUAAAAUGCUGUAAACUGUAAAAUUGUGUAAUUAUAUAAUGGUUUUAUUAUUUAUUUUACGAUUUUUUUUAAUAAACGUUUAUAAAAUGAAAAA
Parasteatoda tepidariorum (common house spider) is the source of this 738-nucleotide messenger RNA. RefSeq names its product Ubiquitin-related modifier 1 (gene Urm1). NCBI's taxonomy places the organism in Eukaryota, Metazoa, Arthropoda, Arachnida, Araneae, Theridiidae. Gene Ontology annotation, biological process: tRNA thio-modification. The record is from RefSeq and is a predicted model, not a curated record. Gene Ontology annotation, cellular component: cytoplasm.